GGAACAAUGCUCCUUGUGUAAAAAUUACAUUUUGUGAUUCACACGAAAAUGAAAUUCUGGUUGAUAAAUUUUUAAUUGGCUGCAUGUUUGUUUUAACAUGUUUAUCAAGUCGCAGGUGCUUGUUUCAACAUUUCUUUCUUCGUCGUACUCCAGCAUUCUUUACAUUUUUUAUUAAUAUAAUAUAAAAUUCUUUGUUUAUAUUAUCACUGGGACAGGUGGCUUUCCUCCCUUCAUCCCUGUUGUUUUUAUCCUCGCACCUUUAAUCGUUGAUUUGACAAGUGUAGCAUAAACUUGUGCGAUGGAGAACGAGAUAUGUUUUCAGGAAAAUUUUUUAGUUUGGAUUUUUUUCAUAAGGGAGUGUGGUUUGAAUUUGUACUGGCAAAAAAAAAGUUUAACAUGUUCGUUUAUAUUCUUAUCGCGUGUGUUUUGAAAACAGGCUAUAGUGUGGAGAGCAACCAGCCAACAUUACGCGAAUGUCGCUCGUUGGUACAUCUAAAACCUAAAAUCGACUUAACCACACUAUUCCGAAGUUCAGAUCGAAAGGAGAAACUUACCAUUAAAACCUCAUUUAGCACUCUUUAUACUGAGAAAGGGUGUGGUCGAGACACACAUGAUGCUAUCACUUUGUAUCGAAAUUGUGGUAUCGACAGGAUAAUACAACUUUUACCAAUAUAUUCUCUAUCACAAGAAGUCUAUGUGAAACAUAUACCAAGCGAACUAACCGAGAGAGGUGGAAUCGACUAUGUGUUUGACGGAGGUACUGCAGUACGAUAUCCAACAAAGCGACUGCCCACAUCUUGGUUUCAAAGUUACACCAUCACAGCAUGGGUUCUCGUGGAAGUUCACGCUCAGCGUCAGUACAUAUUCUCAUGGUCUGACGGCGAUACACCACGAAAAGAAUAUACUGGCUUCUAUGUAGCCAGACGAGACGAUGGUAAACAUAUCAACUUUGGCUUUCAUCAUACACAUGUUGAUCAACUCACAGGAGAAGAGUGUCAAAUCAAACAGAGAUGGAGAUUUCAUUCGCAUAACAUCGAAUGGAAUUUCUUAUCACUCUCCUUUCAAAAAUGCAGUGUUCAGUUAACGGUGGACGGAAAUAUUUUAUCUCCGGUAAGUGGGAUGUUAAAGUUUCAUCUACCAGAGAAGCAUAUCCAGCCGAAAUUUGUAAUCGGAGCCAGAUGGGCGGGCAGUUUGUUGAAGUAUAGCGAUUAUUUCCAUGGAAAGAUCAGUGGAUUUAUGUUGACACCUAGUGACGUCAACACAGAAAAAUUGGCCUGCCUUUUGGCUUGUCGUGAAAAAUUACAAAUCGCGUCUCGCUUACCCAGCGGUAUUAAAGUUACAAAUGGUGUGAACAGUCUAACGAUUGAAGGCUAUUCGGAAGAAAAACAUUUUUCUGAAAGUCUUGGUGAUAUUGUUUACAUGAACAACGCGCAAUAUCCUGUGCAUGCCGAGCGUCACAUCGCUGUUGAGGUGACGAAUCAGGUUACCAAGAAAACUACAAAAGAAAAAGUGCGUGUUAAAAUACAAAGAAAAGAACCUAGUAUUGUUAUCCAAGGUGAUUGCAACGAACAUGGGACUUCGCUUACAACACAGGGCAUCAAGUUAUGUAGGGAUAUUAAUAUUUAUAUGACUGGCUGUGAACAAGUUCUCGACUCACUUGUUGUAAAUGUGAAACCGCAGAUGAGCAAAAAAGAAAAAGUAUUUAUUGCACAGGCUUAUAUAAAAAGACAUCGUCUAACAUUGGUUACUACGGAAACGGGUUUUGUUGUGUACGGUUCGGCUAUGGUUAGCCAGUAUGCUGAAUUGCUCAGACAUAUUAAGUAUUCUUCCUCAGGAUAUAUUGUUGGAGAGUCAACUCGAAUCGCGAUGAUUAGUGUCUUGGGAAGAAAUGGCCUAAUCAAGUCGAACGACUUCAACAUUUCAUUCAAAUCAACAACUAGUGGGAUUGUAGUAUUGCCUUUAAAUGGUCUCGAUAACGUGAAUGCUAUGCAUGCAGUUUCCAGCAAUCAUAUAGUGCGAGCAAAGUCGAAGCUCGUGGCAAGCAAGGAUAACACAUCAACCCAACCUUACGUUGUGUGGUUAAUAACAGCUUGUUUGUUUAGUGCAGCGUUGGUUGUGUUUAUGGUUGGUUAUGGCUACCGAACGUAUAAAUAUCGUGGAAAUCACUAUCAUAAGAAGGGUCAUGAAGAACACGAGAAAUUAGUUUCAUCUGAAUACUUUUGGGACGAAGGUGAACUUCCAAUGCGACUCACUAUAAACCCAUCGGAGCGUGUUAGUAUUACAAACGACCCGUAUGUCGACAUAAUAUUAAAGCAACCGACAAAUGGUUCAACAUCCGACGAGUCGGUUUUUAGUGACGACGAUGAGACGGAUUUUGAUACCGACAGUAUACGUCAGCUUGAAUGGGACAGUUUAGAAAAUUCGCUUGACGCGAUACUUGAAGAAGAACGAAAACUGAAUGAAGAGAAGAAACCUCGGGAAAGAAAAAUGAAAAAAGAUGGCUUCAACAAGGAAAUUUAUCUAUAAUCAUUUUAGAAUUUAUUAUUUUUUUCUUCUGUUUCGUUAACUUUUUAUCUAAAUUUUAAACUAAAGCCAUCGGCGUGUUAUGACAUUCCCAGAUGUCUUAAAACUGACAGUUUUUUAUUUUUUUUCACUUCUGUUUAACAACGUCUUUUUAUAAAUUUUUUAUUUUAUGCAAAGUUUAAUAUUUUUAUUUAUUAUUUUCAUGUAUAUUAAACUGUAACUAAGUUGUACAUAUUAUAUGAUAGUAAAGAAUUGACUACAGCCACCAAA
Molecule: messenger RNA, 2793 nt
Organism: Hydractinia symbiolongicarpus
Lineage: Eukaryota; Metazoa; Cnidaria; Hydrozoa; Anthoathecata; Hydractiniidae
Product: calsyntenin-2-like
Exons: 8
Coding region: 313-2526 (737 amino acids)
Biological process (GO): positive regulation of synaptic transmission; positive regulation of synapse assembly
Cellular component (GO): cell surface; postsynaptic membrane
Molecular function (GO): amyloid-beta binding; calcium ion binding; kinesin binding
Source: RefSeq, a predicted model, not a curated record